Eremothecium cymbalariae DBVPG#7215 is the source of this 1665-nucleotide messenger RNA. RefSeq names its product D-lactate dehydrogenase (gene DLD2). Gene Ontology annotation, cellular component: mitochondrion. Gene Ontology annotation, molecular function: catalytic activity; FAD binding. Lineage: Eukaryota; Fungi; Ascomycota; Saccharomycetes; Saccharomycetales; Saccharomycetaceae. The transcript has a single exon. Bases 1 to 1665 code for a protein of 554 amino acids. The record is from RefSeq and is a predicted model, not a curated record.
AUGUCGAGCGUCGUGCUAAAGAGGGUAUUGGGGUUGAGGAGGGUAAAUGGUCGAGGGAUCAGUCCUGAUGGGGUGCGAAUGUUAGGUUUUGAGUGUGGCAGGAGAGGUAUGGGAGAGAUAGGCAGUAGUAAGUUUUGGAAGUUGAGGGUUUUUGGAGGGCAGACGCAGAGGUAUUCUAGCAAGGCGAGGGCUAGGGCGACUGCCGAUAGCCAUCCAGACUUGAAACGUGAUGAAAGAUUCAAGAGGCUCUCCAAGGAGGAUUUGGAGUAUUUUAGAAGCAUUCUUUCUGAACAGGAGAUAUUGGAGGGCAGUGAGGAAGAGGAUCUGGCGUUCUACAAUGAGGAUUGGAUGCGCAAAUAUAGAGGUAAUUCGAAGCUAGUGUUGCGGCCAAAAACGACGGAAAGUGUAUCCCAUAUUUUGAAAUAUUGUCAAGCUAAGCGGUUGGCGGUUGUGCCGCAAGGUGGAAAUUCUGGGCUAGUCGGCGGCUCAGUUCCGGUGUUUGAUGAGAUUAUUUUGAAUCUUAGUCAGAUGAACCGUAUUCGAGAGUUUGAUGAUGUUAGUGGGAUACUGAAGUGUGAUGCGGGGGUGAUUUUGGAGAAUGCAGAUAUGCACCUAGCGGAAAAAGGAUUCAUAUUUCCGUUGGACUUGGGUGCCAAGGGCUCGUGCCACGUUGGGGGGCUAGUGGCGACAAAUGCAGGUGGGCUUCGAUUCCUUCGUUAUGGCUCCUUGCAUGGAAAUGUAAUUGGUCUGGAAGUGGUAUUGCCUAACGGGGAUAUUUUGGAUAGCAUGCAUGGGUUGAGGAAGGAUAAUACCGGUUACGACCUGAAACAGCUAUUUAUCGGUUCAGAAGGUACUCUGGGAGUGAUAACCGGUGUUUCUAUAUUGUGUCCCCCAAGACCGUUGGCUUCCAAUGUUUGCUUCCUGGGGUUGGAUAGUUACGAGUCGGUACAAAAACUGUUCGCUAAGGCAAAGAAGGAGUUGAAUGAGAUAGUUUCCGCGUUUGAGUUUAUGGAUCUUGCUUCGCAAAAGUUGGUCAAGGAAUAUUUGAAAGAUGUUCCACACCCGUUGGCUGACGAGCAUCCGUUCUACGUGUUGAUUGAGACAUCUGGUUCAAAUAAGGAUCACGACGACGAAAAGCUGGAAGGCUUCCUGGAAAGUGCUAUGGAACAAGAGUUGGUUACGGAUGGUGUUGUUGCUCAGGAUGAGACGGAGCUGCGUAACUUAUGGAAUUGGAGAGAACUGAUCCCUGAAGCUACCACCAUGGGCGGUGGCGUUGAAAAAUACGAUGUUUCUUUGCCCUUGAAGGACUUAUAUUCUUUGGUUGAAGCUGUUUCCUCCCGGUUGGAAAAACAUGGUUUAUCCAGUAUUGACGAUCCCUCUAAACCAGUCAUUUGCGCCGUUGGUUUCGGCCACGUUGGUGACAACAACUUGCACUUGAAUAUCCCAAAUAGAGAGUACUCGCAAAGGGUUUGGGCUGUCUUGGAGCCUUUUGUUUAUGAAUUUGUUGCGUCGAAACAAGGUUCUAUCAGUGCCGAGCAUGGAAUUGGUUUGCAUAAAAAGAAGUACCUUGGUUAUUCCAAAAAUGAGCAGGAGAUUAAGCUAAUGAAACAGUUUAGAAGUCUAUUUGACCCAGCGGGAAUUUUGAACCCUUACAAGUACGUGUAG